Messenger RNA from Leptopilina heterotoma, 1376 nucleotides. RefSeq names its product proton-coupled amino acid transporter-like protein CG1139. Gene Ontology annotation, molecular function: amino acid transmembrane transporter activity. NCBI's taxonomy places the organism in Eukaryota, Metazoa, Arthropoda, Insecta, Hymenoptera, Figitidae. The record is from RefSeq and is a predicted model, not a curated record. The transcript is spliced from 8 exons. Gene Ontology annotation, cellular component: vacuolar membrane. Bases 1 to 1344 code for a protein of 447 amino acids. Gene Ontology annotation, biological process: amino acid transmembrane transport.
AUGAAGGCUGAAACAAAAGGAGAUGCCGAAAAUACUAAUCGAUCUGCGGAUACUGACUACAAUCCUUACGAUCAUCGUGAAGAGACGAACAAACGUGUCUCAAAUUUCGGCUCAUGCGCGAAUAUGGUGAAAAGUGCAAUAGGCACUGGAAUUUUUACUCUACCCAAUGCUUUUGCUGCCGUUGGAAUGUACACUGGAAUAGGCGGUAUAUUCACUCUUGGAAUUUGCCUGACGAUUACACUCCACAUGCUGGUUAAGACUCAUUACAAAAUGUGUACCAUUGAAAAAAAAUCAUUUCUAACAUACGAACAACUCUGUCAAAGUGUUCUCGCAACCGGCGCUCUGAAGGAUACAAAAAUCUCUAGGUGUCUGGUACUUCUGGUGAACGUGACCCUAUUCGCUUCGUAUAUUGGAAUCUCUUCGGUCUAUGUGGUCUUUAUCUCGGGAAUUAUUCAAGAAAUAGUCGAUCCAGGGAAGAGCGUUGGUCAAGGAAGUUACGCUCUGAUGUUGUUUCCCUUUUUAUUUCUUGUGAAUUUGAUGAGAAAUUUAAAUGACAUAACACCACUGUCAAUAAUGGGCAAUUUAUUCGUUAUACUUUCGUGUGGAAUUGGUUUCAUUUACGCCGUUAAAGAUGGUUUCGGAGACACUUGGCUGUCCAUUCAGCCUGACAUGAAAGUCUAUCCGAGAUUCAUUGGAGCGAUAUUUUUCAGUCUCUGUUCGCCGGGAUUGAUAUUAGAGAUCGAGAGGAACAUGAAAAAACCCUGGGAUUAUGAAAAACCGUGCGGUAUUCUUGAUGUGGGAAUGAUAUUUGUAAUGAUAUUUUACUUGAUUGUCAGUGGUGCAGUAUACGCUAAAUGGGGUCAAGACUCUAAACCGAAUUUCAUUAGGAAUCAUCCGGAACUCGAUGCAGCAACAUUAGCCGCAUUUAUCAUGCAAGUGUUGUCGAUAUACUUCACCUACGGACUAAUGUGCUACCUACCGGUUUUAAUAAUACACGAAAAAUAUGUGAUUAAUUCCAUUGAACGUUCGACUCACAAGAGAAGAACUGAAUUACUCUGGUUCUUUUUGCUUCGUCUCGGCGUGACAGUAAUUACAUGUGGAUUAGGAGCGGCAGUGCCGAGACUUGAAAUUUUCACCGGACUAGUUGGAGCGAUUUGUUUAGGUGUUUUGGGCGCGGUUAUACCAGUAAUUCUUUACAUGGUUGUUAACGCUGGUGAAUAUGGUCCCUAUAAGUGGAAGUUGUAUGCCUCUGGUGUUUUGCUGUUUAUCGGUAUUUUCUGCACCCUAUGCGCAACCGUUGUCUAUUCCAUUGAUCUAAUUAAUUUUCUCCUCUACGGCAAAUAGAUUCAAUUCAUUUUCAAGAGAAUUAUACCAGG